AUGGCUGCAAUUAUUGAUUGCAUAUAUCCGGAGUUCGUAAAGCACCAAAAUGAGAUAGUUGAUAAGGUCAACGAACACGUAGUGUUGCUUUUUUCCGAAGAAGAGAGGUCGUACUUGAGUUCAAAUUCAAUAAGCAGAGAUGAGAAUAAUUACGAUACCAACAAUGAUGCAUUUUCAAUUGAAUUUCACAACUUAAUACAUGCAUCAGGUAUUCAGAACCAUAAAUUAAAGUUGAAGGUUAGUGCUCCGAUAAUGUUGCUCAGAAAUUUAGAUCAGUCAUCACGAUUAUGCAAUGGUACUUAUUGUUUGAUCAUCAAGGCGAUCGCAUUAUACAAGCAACUGUAA
Amaranthus tricolor (Joseph's coat) is the source of this 345-nucleotide messenger RNA. RefSeq lists its product as uncharacterized. The transcript has 2 exons. The coding region runs from base 1 to 345 and encodes 114 amino acids. Lineage: Eukaryota; Viridiplantae; Streptophyta; Magnoliopsida; Caryophyllales; Amaranthaceae. The record is from RefSeq and is a predicted model, not a curated record.